This is a messenger RNA of Ooceraea biroi (clonal raider ant), 4127 nucleotides long. It is a transcript of the gene PolI, whose product is annotated as DNA polymerase iota. Lineage: Eukaryota; Metazoa; Arthropoda; Insecta; Hymenoptera; Formicidae. Gene Ontology annotation, biological process: translesion synthesis. The record is from RefSeq and is a predicted model, not a curated record. Gene Ontology annotation, molecular function: DNA-directed DNA polymerase activity; damaged DNA binding.
AGAUCUCCAAAUUUCUCGUAUAUAUCAUGCGUGCCUAUGACAAUUUAAAAACAUGGCUACCAUGUGAGAAAAUGAAUUGGUUCGUACGUUGUAAACAAGCUUACAUUUGAUUUGUCACAGUAGCGGUGUUUUGCAUUGUCGAUUAUACAAAUUGCCGAUUGACAACUGCGUUUCCAAUGUGCUGGAGCUAGAUCGGGGGAUUCAACCAGUACGCCGAAGUAAAUCGCGGGAGUGAAAGCCCUGCUAAUAGCACUCGCAACAGCACCGAUUCUGUGUUUUCUACUAAGUGAUUAAUACUCUGUGUUCUCUCCAUCCGAGUGGAUGAAGUGGAAGAAGACUUGAUAUCGUCGUGAAAUCGAGACACAAACGAGGGAGCUCUGAAAAGUAGCAUGUGAGAAUUUCUACGUGAGAGAGAGACACCUUGUUCGCGAGAAUACUAUUCUCUAAGAAAUAUCCAUGGAUACCGCAGACUUAGAUGUCAUCAUACGUCAUCACAGAACGAUCAUCCAUCUGGAUGUCGAUUGCUUCUACGCUCAGGUAGAGAUGCUCAGACAUCCGGAAUUGGAGGGCAAACCAUUGGGAGUGCAGCAGAAAAAUAUUGUCGUCACCAGUAAUUAUCUGGCAAGGGAAUUUGAAAUAAAAAAAUGUAUGCCGGUGCAAGAGGCGUUAAAGUUAUGUCCACAGCUGGUCUUGGUGAAUGGAGAGGACCUAACCAACUAUCGCCAUUAUUCGACAAAGGUGUCUGAAAUUCUCCAUCAGUUUACACCAUUAGUCGAAAGAUUGGGCUUCGAUGAUAACUUCAUCGAUGUGACAUCGAUGGUGGAAAAGCAGCUUAAAUCACAGAAUGAUUCAGAGCUUGAAAUGAGUAGCUUGAGCACGGAUGAGGCCUUAAAGGAGUCAAGUAGUAAAAUAUUUGGUCCCUCAGAGGAGGAAUGCCCAUGUGGUUGUCAUUCGCGUUUGAUGCUUGCUUCCAAAAUAGCAGCUAACAUAAGGAGCCGUAUUUACGAAGAAUUGCAUCUCACUUGCAGCGCUGGCAUAGCACAUAAUAAGCUCUUGGCCAAAUUGGCGGGCUCCCUGAACAAGCCGAAUCAGCAGACCCUGAUAUUUCCGUGCAGUGGUCCGAUGUUGCUCUCUACGACUGGCUCAGUAUCGAAGAUACCUGGUGUUGGACAAAAAACCAUGGAAUUACUGCUGUCCAAUAAUAUAAGAACGGUGGACGAUCUGCGCAGGAUACCUCUGGAAAAUCUGGAAUUGAAAAUUGGCGUCGACUUAGCAAGAAGAUUGAAAGAUAACGCGGAAGGUAUUGAUGAAACGGUGGUAAAACCGUCUGGGAAAAAGCAGUCCAUAGGUCUGGAGGAUGGAUUUAAGAGCGUGUCACUGGUGGCCGAGGUAGAGUCGCGUUUGGGUGCACUGUUGAGGAGAUUAACGGAGUUAGCGAUGGAGGAUGGUAGGAUUCCUAUUGCUGUGAGAAUAACGGUGAGGAAGCAUGAUUUGAACAAGCCCACUUCUGGCAAGAGGGAGACCAGGCAGUGCGCCCUGCCGAAACAUCUCUUACCGUCUACAAAGACCGGCAUGUACGACCACAGCAAGAUGCUGGCGCUCGCUAUGAAGUUGUUCCAUCGAGUGGUCGAUGUCUCCAAACCGUUCCACCUGACGCUGCUGGGAGUCGCAUUCACGAAAUUCGAAGAAAGAUCCUCUGGUAGGAGCAGCAUCACGUCCUUCUUGCGCAAGCAGGUCGCUGUUCAUUCCGUUCUAGACAUCAGUUCUGAGGAAGGUAUUUCAGACACGAACCUAGGAUCGCCGAUGAGUAUUAAUCAGGACAGCAAUGAUGGCUCGGAUCAGUCAACUACGAGCUUGAUGAGUACAUCCGCUUCAAGUCUGUCAUGCUCGCCUAUCUCCAAGCUAUCGAGCAUGGCAAGUCAGAACUUCGAGGAUGAUUUGCAAAGUGAGAUAGAACCACUACCGAAGAAGACCAAGCUGGAAGUGUGGCUGAGCGGUCGCCGAGAGUCGCCAAGCACCGAGAUGGCUGAUCUCAGAUUAAGCCCUUCGUCGCCCAUGCAAUUAUCACCUACAGUGGACACCAAGUCCUUCAAGUCUCUGCCCAUCGAGAGGAGGGAGGCUACUCGUUCCUGGCCAACAACCAGCAAACCAAAACCAAACAAUAUACUUAAAUACUUCAUAGCCAAUAAGUGACGGAGCUCUGUGACCUAGUAUUGAAUGUCGUUACUUUUGCGUAUGCAUUUCAAUUAGUAACAUUAAAUGCCAGCACCGUGCCCACUGUUACAUGGGAUGCAACUAAUAAUUGCCUUGUAUAAAUCUCUAAUUUCUCUAUUUUUUUGCAUUUUUUCCAUGUUUUAAUUCCUCAAACCGCAUUAAGCGACAAAAGCAGAUAUAUCUGUGUUUAUGUGCAUGUAAUAUCUUUUUUAUCUAAGUUUCUUUUAUGUGUAUGCAAUUUCAAGACGAUUCAAUAUUGAUGAAACUGCAGCAUAACGCAAGAUCACGUUUUAUAAUGAUAAUCUAUAUUAUUUCCAUAUUACUUCUGAAAGUAUCAAUAGAAAAGUAAUUGCAUUUACAAUUUACAUUUUUCGAUAUUUUUUCAGUAUAUAUUUUGAAAAAAGUAUUACAUAAUAUUUCGCAGUUCUAUCACAGUUAAUGAAAAUAUUUGGGAGGAUCAUUAUACGAAUAAUUCUGAAUCUUUUUUCUACAUUUUUAUUCACUGACUCUUAUUCUUCAUUUUAUUGCAGUACAAUAUUAAUUUAUUAUUCAAUAUCAAUAUAUAAUAUAUACACACACACACACGUAUAUAUGUAUAUGUAUAUGUAUAAUUUUUCAUACAAACAUAAUAUUUUAGAAAAAGUGAGUUAUAUAAAAUUUAUUGAAGGAUUUCGAUUGAGCAACGAAUAUUGAGAUAUAUCUAAUGUCUUGUACAUAAGUAAAACAAGGUGUUGACAUUUAAUGUUAUGAGAAAACUCUCGUUGAACAAAUAAUUAUAUAAUUUAAAAUCGUAAAAAAAUCUAUUUUUAGUACUGUUAAAUGUUAUGAUAACCACGGGUAGAAAUCGAUACUGACUUUUGAUAUGGAUUCAUUUUUUGAUAUCACAGGCACGUGGAAGAAAGCCUCAAAUGCAUUGCAUUUUUCAAUACUGUUGCAUUCCUAUUACGAUAAUAAAAAUAGAGGUCUUGGUGCAUCAACACUCUACAGGAUCAAAAUUUGAAUCCACAGUUGAUGAAAUAUCGCUUUCAACCCCAGUUUAAACACGGGAUUAGAUAUUAAGCGACAUAUAUCACUUAAAGAAAAUACUCAAUUAUUCCUACCGGAAUUGGCUACUGGUUUGGAGCUCUAUUAAAGAUAUAGUGUAUAAAUAUAUAUGUGAUUAUCGGGGAGAUGUACUAGACAAUCAUAAGGUUUUAAUGCCGCUUCAGUAUGGUACACGGUGAUUCACAUUAUACACACAUAUGUUAAAUAUAUAUAAAUAUAUAUCGAACACGUCGCGAAAGCACACUAUCCAUUGCUGAAUGCGCGACGCAAGACAUCAUUCACGAGAAUUACACACGGUUUUACUUUUUACAGAUACUUAAAGAACACUUGUUACAUGCGGACAAAUUAGCCUGCAAAUAAUAAACUGAAACAUUGUAGCUUUUGUAUUUGCGAUAUAGAAUAUUCACGAAGGUUGCUUAUAUUGUUUAAAAAAAGGAAGAAAAGAAUGAGAGAAAAAGGUAGAAAGAGAAGGAGAGCGAGAGAGAGAGAGAGAGUGUAAAAGAAUAAACGAAAAGCAUAAAGCAUGAGAUAAAGGCUACCAAGCCUGUCUAUUUUUAUUUAUUUACAAUAUAAACAAAAUGGUGUAGUCUUUUUUAUUUUAAACUUCUGGUUGUGAGUAUAUUCAUAUUUUAUAUAGACUUGUUUAGGCGGGAAUGCAGCAUUGCGAAACUGUGUGCACUCAUCAACGUCAUGGUCGAGAACAAACAUAGAACUUUGCGUCUGGAAUAACAAUGCGUCGGAUAUCAACACGAGAGUAUUCCAACUGCGUACGAUGAUGAAAUUGACUUUGACUUUUCCAGAUGAUAGUGCGACAUUGCGGCUUGCAUUACUUCCGACUCAUUUCAAUAAAAAAAACUCUGAGUUGAACA